AUGGAUUUGAUGGUUGGUCCGUGGGGCCGAUGCAUGGGAGAUGAAUGCGGUCUAGGAGGCAUCCAAACCAGGGCGGUGUGGUGCGCGCACGCGGAGGGCUGGACGACGUUGCACACCAACUGCAAGCAGGCCGAAAGACCCAACAACCAGCAAAAUUGUUUCAAAGUUUGUGACUGGCACAAAGAGUUGUACGACUGGAGGCUGGGACCCUGGAAUCAGUGUCAGCCCGUGAUUUCAAGAAGCCUGGAGAAACCCCUUGAGUGCACUAAGGGGGAAGAAGGCAUUCAGGUGAGAGAGAUAACGUGCGUCCAGAAGGACAAAGACAUUCCCGCGGAGGACAUCAUCUGUGAGUACUUCGAGCCCAAGCCUCUCCUGGAGCAGGCGUGCCUCAUCCCUUGCCAGCAAGACUGCAUCGUGUCUGAGUUUUCCGCCUGGUCCGAAUGCUCCAAGACCUGCGGCAGCGGGCUCCAGCACCGGACCCGCCACGUCGUGGCGCCGCCGCGGUUCGGAGGCUCCGGCUGUCCGAACCUGACGGAGUUUCAGGUGUGCCAGUCCGGGCCGUGCGAAGCGGAGGAGCUCAUGUACAGCUUGCACGUGGGGCCCUGGAGCACGUGUUCAGUGCCCCACUCGCGACAAGUCAGGCAAGCGAGGAGGCGUGGGAAGAAUAAAGAACGGGACAAAGAGCGAGGCAAAGGAGUAAAGGAUCCGGAGGCCCGUGAACUUAUUAAGAAAAAGAGAAACAGAAACAGACAGAACCGACAAGAGAACAAAUACUGGGACAUCCAGAUUGGGUAUCAGACGCGAGAGGUUACGUGUACUAACAAGACGGGGAAAGCUGCUGAUUUGAGCUUUUGCCAGCAAGAGAAGCUGCCAAUGACCUUCCAGUCCUGUGUGAUCACCAAAGAGUGCCAGGUUUCUGAAUGGUCAGAAUGGAGCCCGUGCUCAAAAACGUGUCAUGAUACAGCGUCCCCUACAGGCACUCGUGUAAGGACACGUACCAUCAGGCAGUUUCCUAUUGGUGGUGAAAAGGAGUGUCCAGAACUUGAGGAAAAAGAACCCUGUUUGUCUCAAGGAGAUGGAGUUGCCCCCUCCUCAAAACCAGUGGACUUGAAAUUAUGCACUGGCCCUCUCCCUAAUACUACACAGCUGUGCCACAUUCCUUGUCCAAUUGAAUGUGAAGUUUCACCUUGGUCAGCUUGGGGACCUUGUACUUAUGAAAACUGUAAUGACCAGCAAGGCAAAAAAGGCUUCAAACUGAGGAAGCGGCGUAUUACCAAUGAGCCCACUGGAGGCUCUGGGGGGACUGGAAACUGCCCUCACUUACUGGAAGCCAUUCCCUGUGAAGAGCCGUCCUGCUAUGACUGGAAAGCAGUGAGGCUCGGAGACUGUGAACCAGAUAAUGGAAAGGAGUGUGGUCCAGGCACACAAGUUCAAGAGGUUGUGUGCAUCAACAGUGAUGGAGAAGAAGUUGACAGACAGCUGUGCAGAGAUGCCAUCUUCCCCAUCCCUGUGGCCUGCGAUGCCCCAUGCCCAAAGGACUGUGUGCUCAGCACGUGGUCUACAUGGUCCUCCUGCUCGCACACCUGCUCGGGGAAAACCACAGAAGGAAAACAGAUACGCGCACGGUCCAUUCUAGCCUAUGCAGAUGAAGAAGGUGGAGUUCGCUGUCCGAAUAGUAGUGCUUUGCAAGAGGUGCGCAGCUGUAAUGAGCAUCCUUGUACUGUGUACCACUGGCAAACUGGUCCCUGGGGCCAGUGUAUUGAGGACACCUCAGUAUCGUCCUUCAACACAACUACAACUUGGAAUGGGGAGGCUUCCUGCUCCAUCGGCAUGCAGACAAGGAAAGUCAUCUGUGUGCGAGUCAAUGUGGGCCAAGUGGGACCCAAAAAUUAUAGAUGGAAGACUCACAAAUGGCGCAGAUGCCAAUUAGUUCCGUGGAGCGUGCAACAGGACAGCCCUGGAGCACAGGAAGGCUGUGGGCCUGGACGACAGGCAAGAGCCAUUACUUGUCGCAAGCAAGAUGGAGGCCAGGCUGGCAUUCAUGAGUGCCUCCAGUAUGCAGGCCCUGUGCCAGCACUUACCCAAGCCUGCCAGAUCCCCUGCCAAGACGACUGUCAAUUGACCAGCUGGUCCAAGUUUUCUUCAUGCAAUGGAGACUGUGGUGCAGUUAGGACCAGAAAGCGCACUAUUGUUGGUUACAUUGAAGAGGCCUGCAUCAUCCCCUGCCCCUCAGACUGCAAGCUCAGCGAGUGGUCCAACUGGUCGCGCUGCAGUAAGUCCUGUGGGAGCGGCGUGAAGGUUCGCUCUAAAUGGCUGCGGGAAAAACCGUAUAAUGGAGGAAGGCCUUGCCCCAAACUGGAUCAUGUCAACCAGGUGUAUGAGGUCGUCCCAUGCCACAGUGACUGCAAUCAGUACAUAUGGGUCACGGAGCCCUGGAGCGUCUGCAAGGUGACCUUUGUGAAUAUGCGGGAUAACUGUGGAGAGGGCGUGCAAACCAGAAAAGUGAGGUGCAUGCAGAAUACAGCAGAUGGCCCUUCUGAACAUGUAGAGGAUUACCUCUGUGACCCAGAAGAGAUGCCCCUGGGCUCUAGAGAGUGCAAAUUACCAUGUCCUGAGGACUGUGUGAUAUCUGAAUGGGGUCCAUGGACUCGAUGUGCUUUGCCUUGCAAUCAAAGCAGUUUCCGGCAAAGGUCAGCUGACCCCAUCAGACAACCUGCUGAUGAAGGACGAUCCUGCCCUGAUGCUGUGGAGAAGGAACCCUGUAACCUGAACAAAAACUGCUACCACUAUGAUUAUAAUGUAACAGACUGGAGUACAUGUCAGCUGAGUGAGAAGGCAGUUUGUGGAAAUGGCAUUAAAACAAGAAUGUUGGAUUGUGUUCGAAGUGAUGGCAAGUCGGUUGACCUGAAAUACUGUGAAGAGCUUGGCCUGGAGAAGAACUGGCAGAUGAACACGUCCUGCGUGGUGGAAUGCCCUGUGAACUGUCAGCUUUCUGAUUGGUCUCUUUGGUCAGAAUGUUCUCAAACAUGUGGCCUCACAGGAAAAAUGAUCCGAAGACGAACAGUGACCCAGCCCUUUCAGGGUGAUGGAAGACCGUGCCCUUCCCUGAUGGACCAGUCCAAACCUUGCCCAGUGAAGCCCUGUUAUCGGUGGCAAUAUGGGCAGUGGUCUCCGUGCCAAGUGCAGGAGGCCCAGUGUGGGGAAGGGACCAGAACAAGGAACAUAUCUUGUGUAGUGAGUGAUGGGUCAGCGGAUGAUUUCAGAAAAGUGGUGGAUGAGGAAUUUUGUGCUGACAUUGAACCCAUUAUAGAUGGUAAUAGAAACAUGGUUGUGGAGGAAACCUGCACCCAGCCUUGCCCAGGUGACUGUUAUUUGAAGGACUGGUCUUCGUGGAGCCUGUGUCAGCUGACUUGUGUGAACGGUGAAGAUCUAGGCUUUGGUGGAAUACAGGUCCGAUCCAGAGCAGUGAUUAUACAAGAACUAGAGAAUCAACAUUUGUGCCCAGAGCAAAUGUUAGAAACAAAAUCAUGUGAUGAUGGACAGUGUUAUGAGUAUAAGUGGAUGGCCAGUGCUUGGAAGGGCUCUUCCCGAACAGUCUGGUGUCAAAGGUCAGAUGGUGUAAAUGUAACAGGGGGCUGCUUGGUGUUGAGCCAGCCUGACACUGACAGGUCUUGUAACCCACCGUGUAGUCAACCCCACUCGUACUGUAGCGAGACAAAAACAUGCCAUUGUGAAGAAGGGUACACUGAAGUCAUGUCUUCUAACAGCACACUUGAACAAUGCACACUUAUCCCUGUGGUGGUGAUACCCACCGUGGAGGACAGAAGAGGAGAUGUGAAAACCAGUCGAGCAGUACAUCCAACCCAACCCUCCAGUAACCCAGCAGGACGGGGAAGGACCUGGUUUCUACAGCCAUUUGGGCCAGAUGGGAGACUAAAGACCUGGGUUUAUGGUGUAGCAGCUGGGGCAUUUGUGUUACUCAUCUUUAUCGUCUCCAUGAUUUAUCUAGCUUGCAAAAAGCCAAAGAAACCCCAAAGAAGGCAAAACAACCGACUGAAACCUUUAACCUUAGCCUAUGAUGGAGAUGCAGACAUGUAA
Molecule: messenger RNA, 4098 nt
Organism: Propithecus coquereli (Coquerel's sifaka)
Lineage: Eukaryota; Metazoa; Chordata; Mammalia; Primates; Indriidae
Gene: THSD7A
Product: thrombospondin, type I, domain containing 7A
Exons: 23
Coding region: 1-4098 (1365 amino acids)
Biological process (GO): actin cytoskeleton organization
Cellular component (GO): plasma membrane
Source: RefSeq, a predicted model, not a curated record